Molecule: messenger RNA, 795 nt
Organism: Fonsecaea multimorphosa CBS 102226
Lineage: Eukaryota; Fungi; Ascomycota; Eurotiomycetes; Chaetothyriales; Herpotrichiellaceae
Exons: 2
Coding region: 1-795 (264 amino acids)
Molecular function (GO): peroxiredoxin activity
Source: RefSeq, a predicted model, not a curated record
AUGGCCCCGCCAAAAGACCCCGCGGAACUAAAGAAAGCCUUCGUGUCUCAACUGGGCGAGGAGCAAUGGGACGAAUCAUGGGAAAGCAUCGCAAAGCUCAGCCCUGAGCUCUUCCAAGCCAGUGUCGAUCUCAUUGCGGUGCCGAAGAAGAAGAAAUACUUGUCUCCCAAGAUCCAGCAACUCAUGUCGAUCGCUGUCGACGCUGCCUCAACCCAUCUCUACAUCCCGGGUGUUCGAAAACAUAUUGAUGCUGCGUUGAAAGAGGGAGCAACUCCGGCCGAGAUCAUCGAAGUGAUUGAAUUGACGGGAACAUUGGGAAUCCAUGCCUGCAACAUUGGAGUACCCUUACUGGUCGAAGUUAUGAAGGAGGAGGGCAUAUAUGAGAAACAUGCCACCGUCGGCAAACCUUUUGACGAGAAGCGGGAGCAGUUGAAGGCAGACUUUACAAAGAACAGAGGGUACUGGCACCCUUUCUGGGAAGAUUUCCUAGCGCUGGAUCCCGAAUUCUUUGAGGCGUAUUUAAAUUUCUCAUCUGUGCCUUGGCUCAAAAAUGUGGACGGCUCAGGCAAGGGUGGCGCGUUGGAACCCAAGGUGAAAGAGUUGGUAUACUGUGCAUUCGAUGCUGCCGCCACUCAUCUUUAUGUCCCAGGAUUAAAGCUGCACAUGAGGAACGUUUUGAACUAUGGUGGUACACCGGAAGAAAUCAUGGAAGUUUUGGAAAUUGCAACUCAGCUCAGUCUGCAUACAUCCAACGUCGCUGCGCCGAUACUGGCUGAGCGACUGGGCAAAUCAUGA